AUGAGCAGUAACAUAGAAAACGAUAGAUCAAGCUCAACUGGAAAAAUGUAUCCUAUAGAUUUAGCACCACAAAAGGUUACUAUUGUAAAGGGUAUGUCCAAUACGGAGGUAAAAAUGGCACAUUUAAUAUCCGGUCAACCGAAGACAUCUGGUACCGGACAGUUAAUCACUCAUGCUGGUCCUGUUGGCUUAAUGCGUACAGCUGCACAAAUAAUAACUCCUGGCGUCUCUUCUCAGCCUCAGAUGAUUGUUAGCGGACCACCGAUCAUACAAGGUACUCAAAUAGUUAGCCAAGGCUCUCAGUUAAUAGGACAAACAUCACAGAUCAUAUCACAAUCACAGUUAUUAAGUCCAAGUGGCCAGAUAAUAAGUCCAGGAACUCAGAUCAUCAGCCAAGGAACCCAGUUGUCUGCACAAGUUUCAAAUUCAAACAAUUCUGUGUCUAACAACAAUAUACAAACAAGUGUGUCGUCACCUGUUAGUGGAACUCAGGUGCUGAAUGUUGGUGGUCAAUUAGUAAGUGGAUCUGGUAACUUAGUAGUCAGCUCAUCUGUGAGAACACUGCCACCUAGUGUUAGAGUGCUCCCCCCUCUUCCACAUCACAACAGCAGACCAGUUUUAUCAAGCGUCAAUGUAAGUACAGCAAGUGGAGUAUUAGUGAACAAAGGGGUAACAAGUCAUGUACCAAGAGGAUUGGCUGCUGGUGCCUCACUUGCAGUACGCCCUGUCACACCUUUAGCUGCUUCACAAUCAUCUGCAAACCAAGGUGGUGGUGCUUGGUCCAGCAGUGGGCGAGGUCGAAGUGCAUUAGUAUACGGGAGUCGCGGGUCUUUGCCACGUAGUACCACACCCCGUACCCCAACUCCUACACCUGCCUCCCCUACACCAGCUCCUGUGUCAACGCCCACACCACAGCCGAGUCAGUCUCCACACUCAACUAUCAUCACUUUACCUAGUAGCACUGUUCUCACAUCAAGUGGUGUGAUAUCGAACACUGUACGCGGUCCCGCCCCUCGGACUACAACACCGACGCCGAUCCCCACUGCUGCUACACCACGCCCGUUGCCACUUCUGCAGAGGAAUUAUCAGCCCACUAAGGUCGUUGGAGUUGCUAGCGUGGGAGUCAGAGGUGUAGUUGGCAAUAGUGCGCCAUCGCAGUUAUACUAUGAAGUUCCCCGUGGCACUCAGCACUCUUUGCCGCAACAUCAAGCUCAGCAUCAAGUGCAACACCAAACACAACUCCAAGUCCAACAAGCUCAGCACCUGGUUCCACAUCAAGCCCAGCACCAAGUUCAACAUCAAGCUCAGCAUCAAAUUCAACAGCAGCCCCAACUUCAAGUGCAACACCAAGCUCCUCAGCUCCAAGUUCAACAUCACACACAGAUUCAAUCAUUACCACGUCCUCUAACGCCUUACGCCCAUACCCAGCCAUCUGUGCAAGUGAGUGUUGUAAAUACCUCUCAAGCUCCGACUGAAAACCGUCAGUUGCCUACGUCCGUUCCCAAUUCAACUGUGCUUCCAAGACCAUCUAUAUUGAGAAAACGCGAAAUUGAUGGUUCGCCGUCGAAGUUGGUGAGCGGUGUGGUGACGGGCGGUGGCGGCGGGGUGGCGUACUGCGCGGGCGUGAGCGCGGGCACGCCGGGCUGGGAGGACGUGCCGGCGGGCGCGCCGGGCCCGGGCUCGGGCUCCACCACCAUGUCGGCGUCCUCUGAGCCGCCACACGACGAGCCCGAGCCGCAGUGCCCGCCGCACCGUCCGCCGCCAGACCUCUCGCCCAGGAAGAAGCCCAGGAAACAGAUGUUGAGUAAUGAAGUGCGGCAGUGCGAGUUUACAGCAGAAGAUGCACCACCUACGCCGCCUACUCCAGUAAAUCCUAUGCCUAAACGCGCGACGCUGGGCUACGUGUGCGGCUGGCGCGGCACGGCGCUGCACUUCGUGCGGCCAGCGGACGUGCGGCGCCGCGAACCGCGCGCGCGUGACAUCCUGGCCAUCGCCAGUCAGCGCCAUGUGCUCACCAGCGCCGAGGGCUGGAAGCUGCACCACCUCACCGCGCAGAUGGACGACCUGGUAUCACUGGAAGCGGACGUUGGUGAACAGUUGGACGGCGUCUUGAGAGCCCUUGAAAAUGCAUCUGGGCGGGCUCUGACUGCGAUAAAGCCCCAUUCACAUACUCUACUAGAACUCAUUAAGGGUAACAUUCAAAGAAGUAAGAUUGUUUGUGAAGGUAUACAAGAAGCACGCGAGGACAUCCUUCGAGUAUUUAAGCAUAGAAAUUUUGUGUCUGACAUUUUAACCCGACAAGCAGACAAAAGGUGCUUCAGGAAGCAUCGAUCACAGUCGUAG
Molecule: messenger RNA, 2343 nt
Organism: Parnassius apollo (apollo)
Lineage: Eukaryota; Metazoa; Arthropoda; Insecta; Lepidoptera; Papilionidae
Source: the annotation of a GenBank genome assembly